This is a messenger RNA of Penicillium griseofulvum, 1107 nucleotides long. RefSeq lists its product as uncharacterized. The coding region runs from base 1 to 1107 and encodes 368 amino acids. The transcript has a single exon. The record is from RefSeq and is a predicted model, not a curated record. Lineage: Eukaryota; Fungi; Ascomycota; Eurotiomycetes; Eurotiales; Aspergillaceae.
AUGUUGAUCAUCGUAUUGAUAGUGCUCUUUUCUCUGUACACCCCAACACAGGCUCAUUCUUGGGUGGAACAACUCACACUUAUUGCUCCAAAUGGAACAUUUGUCGGUCCUCCAGGAUACGCGCGAGGGAACUACCUGCGCACAACUAAGGGCUUUAACGACCAUACGAUGGACUACUUGAUUCCUCCCCUUUCCGACAGAAACCCGACUCGGAUUCUGCCAACCGACAAAAUGUGCAAGGACACCCAACAGGAUCAGAUUCAGUCAGAUGGAAGCCCUCGACUUAAAGCCAGUGCCGGGGCGGCGGUUGCCCUUCGCUACCUGGAGAACGGCCAUGUGACAAAACCCGAGGUCCAGCCAGGAAAACCCGCGAAUCGGGGGACCGUUUAUGUAUAUGGCACUACACAACCCAAGAUAGGCGAGAAAUUCCUUGAUGUCCAUGGAGCCUGGACCCAAGAUGGCACUGGAGGUGAUGGGCGUGGGGUGCUCCUGUCAGUGCAGAACUUCGACGACGGCCGUUGCUACGAAGCCAAUGACUCGCCAAUCUCUCAGAAUCGACAAGCGAAGUAUACUCACACAGCGACCCCGCUGAUGGGAGCAAACCUCUGGUGUCAGCAGGAUAUUCAACUGCCUUCCGAUGCUCCCAGUGGGAAACCCUACACACUCUAUUGGGUGUGGGACUGGCCUACCGCUGCUGGUGUUGAUCUCGGCUUACCCAAUGGAAAGGCCGAGAUCUACACAACUUGUAUGGAUGUGGAUGUGGUGAGCCCGGUUGGCAAGCAGGCAAUGAAGAUCGAAUAUGCGAGUGACCAAGAUCUCAACAAUGCUGCGAUCCCUUCGCAGUUCAAUGCACUUGGCCGUCCGGUAUCCUCUCCGCGGACCACUUUUGCCACAUCGUUAGCUGCGACGGCGGUUCCGGUAUCCUCUCAGCCGACCACUUCUACCAUAUCGUUAGCUGCGACAAUGAUUCCGAUAUCCUCUGAGCCUAGCACUUUUACCACAUCGUUGGCUACGACAGGAGUUGAACCUAUAACAGUCACAGAGACAGAUUGGGUGACCAGCACAAGCUAUGUAUUUAUGGCAAGGAGUCAACCCACUCAAAACUGA